Molecule: messenger RNA, 5631 nt
Organism: Vitrella brassicaformis
Lineage: Eukaryota; Vitrellaceae
Source: the annotation of a GenBank genome assembly
UUUGGCGCCAUGGAAGCGCUGCUCAAGGCGUUGGGCGACAGGCCUGACGAAGGCUUUGGCUCAGACCUCCUCGAUAAGCUGAAGGACUCUCAAGUGCUCGGCGCCACCGACUGCAGCAGCAAUGCGCUCGUUCAGCUGGUGGACGUCGUCAUGGAGGCAAGCAACACACACACACGAGCCACAGCACCCCUCCCAACAUCUUCUGUGGUCUGGUGAUGCUGCCCGCUGGCUGUGUAUGCCAGGGGAUGCAAGGAUCUGAGUUUGAGACCAGCUAUUGCGCUUUCACCACGGUCGCUGCGCUCGUACGGCUCGGUGAGCCCUCCCAGACGACAAACACGCUCUUUCACAUGGUAGAUCUGGUGUUUCAAUGGUUCACACGGUGCCCUCUGAUCAGAAACGCCUGUGGAUGAGUAUGGUGAGGAGUUGGUGGGCAAGCUGGUGGACUGCCUGCAGGCGCUGCUGCACAUCAGUGGCCUGGACGAAACCGACGACUCGUUUGCAUGCCUGGUCAGAAAAAAGGGGGUGAAUGGGGAGAUGGGGGACACAUGGAUAUGACCUCUCUCUCUUGUCGGUGUGUGGUUGGUGUGCAGGUUGUGUAUGAGGCCGUGACGCUCGCCGCCGGCUGCUUUGCCUUCUCUGGCGACGAGGGCACCACCGGCCACAAAAUCGCAUCAGACAUCCUCAACGAAGAGUAAGUGAGCCAACGACACACCUGACGGGAGGGGACACUGGAGGGUAGGGGAGCGAUGUUCUGUGGUUUGUGGUGUGUGGUGCAGGUUGCUGGCCUCGCUGCUGGGUCUGUGUGUGUUGACGCCCACGGCAGAGGCCGAUCAGUUCCCAGAUGGUGCGAGCACAAACACAGCCAAUACCCACACUGUGGAUGCUCUCUCUGUGUGUGUGCUGUGUAUGUGUUCAGCUCGUUCGUAUCUGCGGUUCCAGCAUGCCUUCCAGUGUCUGCACCGCGGCUCGUGUGACACACUCGCCGUGGCCCUCGACGUCGGCCCGUCAGCGUUGCGCCGUUCGUUCGAGAUGUCGCUGCUGGAAAGGCCCGCCCUCACACGAGCCGUCAAGAUGAUGCUCUCGCCGAACGACGUGCACGCAUCUGUCGGACACGCUGAGCUCAUCUGGUGGGUAAAUGGACGGACGGAUGGAUGGCUGUGUGUGCAUGGGGUCGGUGGUUGCCGGUGAAUGUGUGUGUCAGGCGUGGGCUUCGUCGCAAUGGCCGUGCCGAUGCGUCCACGUCAGAGGCGCUGGCACACCUGAGGUCUGAGUGGCCGGAAGCACUCACCCUACUCCGCUCCGGGAUGGUCGACACUGGUGAACGGCACACACAGACAGAUACUGGUAGCACCGAGAGGCCCCUCUGUGUGUGUGCUCUGUUGUGUUGUGUGCAGGUGCGUUCAACGAGUCUCUCCGCACGUUCCUCCAAAGCAACCCGAACAGACACAACAAGAAGGAGGCCAAGUACACACACACACACACACCACACCGCACCGCACCACACAGCUCAGCAGCUCUAUGUGGGAUACUCUGGUGUGCUAUGCGCUAUGUGCUGUGUAUGCAGCCUUGUUUCGCUCAACGGCUGUGCAGUGGUGCAGCUCGUCUCAACCACAGACGACGAUCCCAAAGAGCUGUCGACGGUCGAGGUCAGCGAGCGCUUUGUGUUGGUGCUCCAUCUCACCACUGCUGGGUAUCUUCCUUCGCUCAGGGUGUGUUGGACGUGUCGAUGUACAACCUGUCGUUCAAUUCUAGUGCGGAGGGCGACACUCUCGAAGUGCCCUACUGGUCCAUCGACAAGGUCGCCUGCGUCAAGUAAGCGCAAACCGACCACACACAGACCUCCCAUACAUAGUGUCAUGUCCAUGUUGUGCUGUGUGGUGUUCGCCCUUCUCAUGUGUGGUCAGGAACUGCGUGACGUGCCGCCUGACGCGCGAGAGCCUCCGCGACUGUGUGACGCGGUGGGGGGCCGAGUAUCGCAUCGAGAGGCAGGACGUCGCCGCCAUCAUCGAGCAAAACACACACACCGUCCAAGUCCAAUUCGCACUCUCUGGCCAGGUACGCAAAGACACCACACACCAUACCACAACGCACCACGCCACACAUCUGCUGCACUGGCGUGUCUGUAUGUGUGUCCAUCAGGUGGGGAUUCAGGUGGCUUCGACUCUUUGUGAGCUGUCGCUGACGGCCUUCGAGGUGGACGAGCCGACGCGCGACGACGAGGCUGCUGGGGAGUCCAACCUGCGCGUGUCCUUCGCCACCACCAAAGCUGCCAAACAGUCGCCAGAACUGCCCGCAGGUCACCCAAGAAUGGACGCACAUCCAACAGUGGUCUGUGUCUCAUGUCUAUGACAUGUUUUGUGCUGCAGCGAGUCCCCGCCCGCCGCAGACCGACACGCCCCCGAGUGGCGAUGAGGCUGAGGGCAGGGAGGCUGAGGGGCAGGGCAAGAAAGGCAUACUCAAGCGGAUGUCGAUCGCCAGCUCCAAGGAGAUGCGCACCCCCAGGGACAAAGACAAACGCAUCUCUUUCGCAUCGAUGCGACAGGUAAAGUCACCCACACACCCACCAAUCCACUCACCUCCCCAACCAGCACACUGACGUGUCUGUCAGGUGGUGCGUUUCGAUGCCGAGCAGGAGCGUCCCGACUGUGUGAGUCAGGAAGCGAUGGCCAACCCACCCAAGACACCCACACCACAACCCUUGCCAGAGCAAGAGGAAGACAGCGCCGAUGAGGCUGCCAAGGACACACCCGGCCGGCCGCCACGCACCAACCGAGCCGUCGAUCCCAAGCCAUCCUCCCCUCCCUGCCAGCCUCGAGGCCGUCCAUGCCCCGCUCCUGCCAUGAAACCCCCCUCUCCUCCCUCACCCGACUCGCUCCCCUCGCCCGUCGCACCGCCACGCCCCCCCUCCCCCCCACCUGUCGUCCCACCGCUGCCACGUGACAGCGAACAACAGAAUGAGCCCGAGCAACACGAUGAAGAGCAGCCCGACGAGCAGUGAGCACAUCAUCCAAUUGCAUGUGUCUCUGUGAGUUCACAUUUGUGUCCUUUUGUGCAGGAUGGAGGAGCCGCAGGGCGAGCAGGUGUCUGAGUCUGAGCAGAAGCGGCUGAAGCGUCGCCGGUCGGUGGGCGCCAAGAGCAAGGCCAAGCCGAAGCCCAAGAUGGGUCUCAGCAGAGCCCAGGUCCAGGCGAAGGCCAAGAAGGCGUCUGCGGCUGCUCGUGUGGAUGUGGAGAUGGUGGAGGAGGAUCGCGACCAGGAGGAGGAGGAGAAGGAGGAGGAGGAGGAGGAGAAGGAGGAGCCCAAGAAGGUGGCCAAGACCAAGAAGCGCAAGGAGCGGGUCGAAAUCAUGUGAGACACCACCGCACCUUAACACACAGACAACAUCCUCUCCCGUGUAUGCAAACAUACAUACCUUCCUUCAUGGCAUUGUCUGUGCGUAUGUUGCUAUGUCAGGCUUGACGAAAUGGAUGACGUGUCUGCCGACGAGGAGGGCGAUGUCGAGAUGAAGCCCAAACAUGACCUGGCUAAGAAACACAAUCGCAAGUGAGACAGAAAUGACACACCCACACCACCUCUGGCACAUGAGCAUCUCGCUCUGCGUCUGCCAGGGUGGAUGAGGUGGUCGGCAAGUCCCACAAGGAGUUCUACGGUGUCGAGAGGCCCAUGCGCAAGGACGAUGGUGCCAAGAAGAAACCCGACCGCAAGUGAGCACAAAGCCAGCAACAUUCCACUCACCCACGCACACGUGUUGUCUUUGUUACACAGGGUUGGUGAGGUGGGUGGCAGGUCUGGAAAGGAGCGUGACGGCGUCGAGAUGAAGCCACACAAGGCCAAAGGCGACGAUGCCAAGAAGAAACCCGACCGCAAGUGAGAGUUUCACAAGAACGACAUCCAUACCAGCCCCCCACACAACUGACUUGAUGUGUGUAUCAGGGUGGUGAAGGCCAAGUCGAAGCCUCGCUCACCGCCCCCUCCGCCCCGCAGCCCAUCGCCCCCGCCCACACCUCCCCCUGCGCACCAGCAAGACCAAGACCACGACCAAGAAGACGUCGUCAUGGCGCCACCGCAUGCCGACCAAAAGGCCGUGCCGCAGCCCAAGCAGCAGAAGCCGCCCCGUCCUGCCGCGCCCAAGGCUGCCGCGGCCAAGGCUGCCGCGGCCAAGGUGGAGGGCAAGGGAGAGCUGAAGGGCAAGGGGGAUGGGAAGCGCAAGGCGCCUCUGCUGCUCCGCCGCCUGUCGCCGUCGCCAGUGGAUAAUGAGUCGCCUAAGAAGUCGCCUAAGAAGUAAGACGGAAGCGAGGCGGGAACAUGUGGAUGGAUCUCUCUGUCUGCAUGUGUUGUCUUGUGUGUCAUCAGAGCUGUUGCCAAGCCAGCUGUUGUCGAGCGCGCGGGGUCCGAGCCGCCUGUCAAGCCAUCGGGGUGACGACCUGCAUGCACACAACACACGCACCACAUACACCCACGCACACACGACAGUCAUCCUGUGUUCUCUCCGCUCACCGUCAGUGCGUUGAAGCGUCGUGCCGCCCACGUGAGGAAAAAGUCGCCAGCAGCCCAGCCUGUCGUCCGUGACCCGGAGGCCCCGCCCACGCCGCCCAGAUCUGCUGUGCACAAGCGCGGCCAGGGCGACCUCCUGCACGACUGGCUCGAGUCGCCUUCCCUGGACUGGGAGGACCUCGGCGUCAGUUUCGGGCGGCCGGUCAACAGUGCCAAGAGGGCAUUCAGACUCACCAGCAAGGUGCCGCCCAAAGCCAAACCAAAGGCGGCCAAACCAAAGGCCAAAGCGACGAAGGUGAAUGGAUGCGUCCACACAUCGAUCUGAUGUGAUUGAUGCGUACAUGAAUGUCUCUUCGUCUUUGAAUGCAGGUGGUUGGUGCUGGCGGUGGUGUUGCGAAGCGUGCGGGCGGCGGGGGAGGCGGUGGGGGUGGGGGUGCUGCUGGCAAGAAGCGGCAGGGCGCCCCGCCUGCCAAGCCGCCCGCCAAGAAGAAGCAGAGGAUCGACAACAACAAAGCACUGAAGCCUGUAGCAGAUCGCAAUGACGGUAACACGGACGCGAAGAAGGGAAAAAGGGAAGGUCCUAAUGGCCUGUGUGUGCGUACUUGUGCAGAUGAUGGUAUGUCGCUUGAGUUUGGUGAUGACGAGCCCGCCCCUCGCGAGCCCCGCCUGCAGCCACACGUGCGCGUCGCUGCAUCGGCCAUCGACCGUGCACUCAAACGGAAGGACACAGACCUGCACGGACUCAUUCGCAUGCUGGUAAGUGACCCUCCCACUCGUACCUUCCAUUGACAUGGCGAUGGAGACAUAUGUGUGGGUGGGUGUUGCCCCGUGUGUAUGUGUGUGUGUGUGUGUGUGUGUCAGGAGAGUAAGUUGCAGACUGCCGAGAAUAUGUUGAAGGCAUGAUCGCACACACACACGCGUCCAUCCAUUCACGCAGCUGUGUCGCAGGCACACAGAAAGAGACAGACAGACAGACCGACCCCAUACAUCACCAUCGAAGGACACUUGCAAUGACAUCGACAGCCAGUGUAUGUCGGCCAUGACGCAUCCAUGUACGUGUGGACGUCUGUAUGCACGCCUGUGAUCGGACCAUCGAUUCCAUCGCAUCUGCAUGACUGAUUCAAAUACAUCAUGAUGCA